CUAGCGGGCAGUAGUUGCACUAAAUUUAUGAAACGUCAACAUGAUCGUGAUGGAAUUUGUUAAUCAAAUUGAAAUAUUCCACUAAAUUGUGUAUUAUAAAUGCUAAUAAGUAUUUGUUUGAUCAAAAAUUACACAAGUGAGUUGUAUCAGUACAAACAGUGCAGUGCAAAUAUGUAGUUAAGCUGACGAUCGCGCGCAGCAACGUAAUUUUCUAAGUGUUGAUAGUUCUCAGCUGUACUUGAAGUAAUUGGCAGAAUGUCGCUCCCUGGAAAUGGAAUCUUCGUGGUGCAAGGGGAGAUGGCGAUGCUAGUCACGGCGAUGCGGCGGAGCACUCGCUGGGGCUCUCAUUCCUUCCCUAAUGAGGAAUACGACGUUCUUAUGCGUACCUUUCAAGAUCUCAAAACUAUACUGAACCAAGUAGAUGACCUGAGAUUGCUGGACCCUCCGACGUAUCUGGGCCCGUUUCUAGAAGUUAUUAGAAGCAAGGAGACAACAGGACCUGUGACUAGCCUUGCUCUGUCUGCUAUAAACAAGUUUUUAUCAUAUGGAUUGAUAGAUCCGACGCAUCCCAGUGUGCCAGCCACCGUGGAAGACAUCGCUGACGCGGUUACACACGCACGGUUUGUCGGCACAGACCAUUCGUCCGACGGUGUUGUGCUUAUGAAAAUAUUACAGGUUUUGCGUACACUAAUGCUGAGUCCGGAAGGCGCCAUGCUGACAGACGACAGUGUAUGCGAGAUCAUGCUGAGCUGUUUCCGCAUCUGCUUCGAAACUAGACUCACAGAGCUCCUCCGCCGCAACGCCGAGCAAUGCCUCCGCGACAUGACGCAGCUCAUCUUCAUGCGUCUGCCGCAGUUCCCCGCCGAGGAUAACGCCGCUUUUGCUGCUGCUGCCCUCUCGCUGAAUAAGAGAGACAAGCCUAAGAAGAAGAUUACGACGGCUAAUAGUACAAACUCACUGGAAAGGAAAUCAUCAAUGACGGAACCUGCCAGCCCGACUAUUGACCCAGAAACGGACGCGGAAGCCAAAAAGGCUGACAGUCUUCGAAAUAGUCAAGACAAAAACCUAAUAAACGAAGCGGAAAUCACCAUAGAGCCCGUGGAAUCGAUCAAGAGCCCUAAGAAACAUACACGCCACUCCUCUAUGGAUCUGGCGACCACAGACAAUUCUUCUAUAGCACAACUUGUGGAGAAGUGCGUUAAUGCCGACGAGACGGAGACAGAGAGAGCGGCGGAGGAACCUGCAGAAGUUUUACCCCCAGAAUCAGACCCCGACGGCACAACUCCAUCUAAACCAGCCGAAGAAUCAGAGAAACUAGAGGAAUACGUGAACCACCGAGGAAUACGGUUCACACAGCAAGACGAGGCUCUAGACCUACAGCCUUAUGGGCUGGCAUGCGUUCGAGAGGUUUUUAGGUUCAUAAUAUCGCUGUGUAACCCCCUGGACACCCAGAACACAUCUGGUAUGGUACACCUCGGGCUUUGCUUGGCUGGUACCGCCCUAGAAGUGGGCGCAGAUCAGUUGGCUCGGUACCCUUCGCUUUUGUACUUGGUGAAGGAUCCACUCUGUAGGAAUCUGCUUAGUUUGCUGAGCACAGAGCGGAUAUCCAUAUUCGCCUUGGACCUCCAAAUAACCUUCCUACUCUUCGAGGCCCUCCGAUUCCACCUCAAAUUCCAAAUGGAGGCCUUCUUCAAAAAAGUCAUAGAAAUAGUAUCCAUGGACGUCUCCAAAGCGAACUACGAACUCAAAGAAAUACAACAUCUAACACUAGAAAGCUUAGCACAGAUAUUCAGAAUACCUGGGAUUUGUAACGAGUUAUAUUUGAACUAUGACUGCGAUAUAUACUGUAUGAAUGUGUUUGAAGAAAUGACUAAAUUGUUAUCAAAGAACGUUGUAUCGGCAACGGCUUAUAAUAUACAUACGUUGUCGUUGGAGGCGCUGAUGACUAUAAUAGAAGCUAUUGAAAUGAGUAAUCCGAAGGAGAGCGAGACGGAAGUUGUGGUUGAAGAGGAGGAAAAAGAAAGGAAAUGCGGUCAUGUCAGCCUAGAGUUAGGCGGUAUGGAGGACUCAGUGAGUGAUAUAACACAUGACAUAAGUCAGUAUUUCGGCUGCGGGCGGACCGGGCGGCAUAAGAUAGUGUCAGACGUGCCUUCAGAAGCUGAGUUGGACAAUAUUAGGAACAUGAAAAAGUGGGUGACGCAAGGCACGGAACUCUUCAACCAGAAGCCAGAGCGAGGCAUCGAGUACUUACAAGAACACGGAGUCCUGAAAACACCCCUGGAUCCUGAAGAAGUUGCGCUCUUCCUAAGAGAAAAUCCGGAUUUGGAUAAGAAAAUGAUCGGUGAAUACAUCUGCAAGCGCUCAUCCCGCGACGAGGAUGACGGCUACAGUGUCCUAGGGGCCUUCGCAUGCAGCUUCGACUACGCCGGGCUCCGCAUCGACCAGGCGCUCCGGCUGUACCUGGAGACCUUCCGUCUGCCGGGGGAGGCGCCGCUGAUCUUUCUGGUUAUGGAACGCUUCGCUGAACGCUGGCAUACCACAAACGGCGAGCCAUUCGCCAACACCGACGCAGCCUUCCGCCUGGCCUACGCCGUCAUCAUGCUCAACAUGGAUCAACACAACCACAACGCUAAGAAACUCAACGUACCCAUGACCGUUGAGGAUUUCGUCAAGAACCUGCGAGGGUGCAACGGUACUGGGGACUUCGACCAGUCUAUGCUGGAAGCCAUCUUCCAUUCCAUCAAGAACGAAGAGAUGGUAAUGCCAGCAGAACGCGUGGGCCCGGUGCGCGACGCGUACCUGUGGCGCGUGCUGCAGCGCCGCGGCAACACGCCCGCCGCGCGCUACCGCGCCGGCCACAUCGCGCGCCUGCUGCCCGUCGCCGCGCCGCCACAGAUAACAGCGCUCUCGGCAGCCUUCGAGCGCUCCUCCCCCCCAACCGCCGACGACAUUCUAACCAAUAACCUCCAAAACGCCGCUAUACUAGCGCUCUGCGGGAUCGAGCGCUGCGCCGCGCUACUGUCGCGCCUGCCGCCGGUGCCGCCCACGCUGACCGUGGACACGUUGUUGCUGACGCUGUGCAAAUUCACCGCGCUGCUGCCGCCGCAGCCGCACAUGCAUCAUCACGCUAUAGGAGUAACACUAGGCCAAUCAACGAAAGCCCAACUAGCGCUACGCCGCGCAUGCGCCGUGGCCGCUCGCCACGCAGACUGCAUCCGCGACGCGUGGCGACAUCUGUUGGAGAUCGUGCAUACUUUGUAUCUAGGGAGAUUGCUGCCUAAGAGCCUAGUAGAAGCGGAGGAUUACCUGUCAUCCACUGGCACUGUAUCGCUCAUCCGUGAUGUCAACAGAGGCUCAGAAGCUGGUCUACUCUCUAGUCUAUACUCCUACAUAGCGCUGGGAGAAACAGGCAUGCGCGCCCCCACGCCACACGAGAAGGCGCUAAUAGACGCAGCAACGGAGUGUGUAGAGAAAUGUAACCUUCCCGGCCUGCUCAUAACCGAGACCAAGUUCCUUCAGAUAGAAAGUUUGAAGGAAUUGAUUCACGCCAUGGUGACAGUGGGCGCUCCGCCGGACGCCGAAGCGCUGCAAGCGAACCCUCAGGCCGAAGACGUAACCGUAUUCUUCUUGGAGUUAUUAGGCCAUACACUUAUACAGAAUAGGGACCGCGCCCUCGAAGUAUGGCCGGAAGCUUCCUCCCACUUCACCUUGGUGCUGGCGUGGGCGGCCACCCGCCCGGCGCCCACGCCGCGCCGCGCGCUCACCGCGCUGCUGCGCACCUGCGCGCGCCUCAUGCGCUCCGAGCUGUGCUGCGCCAGCGCGCUCCGCCACCUGCACACGCUGUUCCAGCUGCCGCACACCACCUUCACCACACACGCUACCGUGAUAUCGUGCGGCCUCUACGAGUUGGUGAAAACGUCCGCCCAAAACGUCCACACCGCAGAGGAAUGGGAGAUUGUGUUCUCACUCCUCUGUGCCGCCGGUGCUGGCGCCUGGCCCGCGCACAUAGCCCCCUCUGCCAACAACACUGCUUCGAGUCGAUCUGAAGGUUCAGAGGAAGAGGGAGAGAGACGGCCUACGUCGGCCUCGUCUGAUAGCGAAUUGUCUCAAUCUCCACGCGCUCACGGAUGGAUAUUGGUGAAAAACGAAGCAACAACUCCUGAGUCAGACUUCGACACAGACCAACUAACGUUCCUACCGUACAAACGUGCAGCUCUAGCGCGCUGUUGCGAGGCGCUGGCGCUCGUGGUGCGCGACGUCGCGCAUGUGACACCCCACAACUGCCGCGCCGCCGUGCGCGCUGUAAGGAUAUUCGCGCACGCUACAUUAACUAGAGCUAAAAAGCAGAAGGCCCGCGAAGGCCGAAAGCGGCCGAGCUCCGCGCGGCGAGCGAGCUACGAGGGCAGCAGCGAGGACGAGGACGACACGCAGGACCAAUACCACAUGGUCAGUCUGCAGCUCCUAGACUUAAUGCACACCCUACACAGCCGGACAGCGCAAAUAUUCAAGUGGUGGCGAGACGAGGCCGACCAGGAGCAAGGUGCUGAAGAAUACGACCUAUGGGAAGUCGCAUGGAAGCCUCUGCUACAAGGCAUCGCCGAAUUUUGUACAGACAGAAGGAAACAAGUGGCUAAUAGCGCUAUAGCGUACCUCCAGCGAGCGCUGCUGGCGCCCGGCCUGCACGCGCUCGGCGGAGCGCGCUGGGAGGCGUGCUUCGCCAGAGUUCUCUUCCCGCUGCUGGACGCCGUGGCCGCGCCGCACGCCAGCCGCGCGAACACUAUACUCUGCAAGGUGUUCCUGCACCACCUCUCCGCUUUAUCACCACGACCAACGUUCGGCGCGCUCUGGCUCCGCAUAGUGUCCGUCCAGCGGACCCUAAUAUCGACCCCCUUGGACCCCCUCACCGAAGCGGCGCUCGAGUCCCUCAAGAACAUGAUACUGGUCAUGCACUCAGUGCGGGUGAGACAGAUAGUGCAGUUGUCCCACUCUAGCAUAGUCUCCGUCCAGCGGACCCUAAUAUCGACCCCCUUGGACCCUCUCACCGAAGCGGCGCUCGAGUCCCUUAAGAACAUGAUACUGGUCAUGCACUCAGUGCGGGUGAGACAGAUAGUGCAGUUGUCCCGCUCUAGCAUAGUGUCCGUACAGCGGACCCUAAUAUCGACCCCCUUGGACCCCCUCACCGAAGCGGCGCUCGAGUCCCUCAAGAACAUGAUACUGGUCAUGCACUCAGUGCGGAUAUUCAGUAACGCGGACGGCUACAACGACCUGUGGUACGUCACGUGGGAGAAGAUUGGAGAAUUCCUGCCUAACCUGAAAGAGGAGCUUUUCCCGGAAGCAAAAGACACCAAACCUACACAACUACCUCCCGCCCCUCCCAUCCCCCAAACCCCACUCCAAACCCCCUCCCCGACCCAAUCGCCGACGCUCCAGUCUUCGUCGCCCACCUUCCAGUCUUCGGCGUUGAACGGAGCCCCACAACUGGUCGCGCCGGUGCCGGUAAUGCCAGUUAGUGGCAUGGUACCUAUAAGGAACCCGCUGUAUGAUCAGACUGGUCUCAGCGCUUCGGUGUUACUACAGCCUUUGAAUGAGAUGGUCUCCACACCAAUAGGAAUAUCCCUUCAGUCACAAAUACCAACGCUCUACCGCGCCCCCGAGCAAGUACCACAACCGCAAGCGGUACCACAGCAGGUACCAGUUCAACAAGUACCACAACCGGUACCAGUUCAACAAGUACCACAACCGGUACCACAGCAGGUACCAGUUCAGCAAGUACUCCAUUCGGUACCACUAACGCAAGUUUUAUCACACCCGAUACCACCGGUACCACUUCAACCUGUUCAACCACAAGUACCACCCCAACCGGUACCAGUACCGUCCAAUCCGGUACCACCCCAACAAGUACCAUCUCAAGUACAAACUCCAAAUGACCCAAAGCCAUCAAUAAUCGACUUAAACUACGACAUAAUCGAAGUAACCAAAUUAAAACAAAGCGAACUAUUCGCCGAAUACAUGACCAACCCUUACAACGACACCACAAUAUCCCCUAAAGAAGCAACCCUAUACGACCCUGAGGACCCAAAACCGCUUUUAGAUAAAAAAUCUCUAAGCGCAAACGCGACCCCUAUGCAUGUAAAAAAUCAAACUCAAUUUGGCUCAACAGACAAUGUGACACAGAGCUUCAAUUUCACGAGUUACUUUGGUUCUGUGAACGAGUUGGUAACGCCGGGGUCCGAGGUUUUUGACAGUUUGACUGGAGACGGAUAGCUCGAGGACAUUGGGACUUGGUUGUAAGCUCAGAGCUCAGUUUAUGCCAUUUUCGAUUUAGUACGUUGGGUUUAGAGUCUAAUUUUGUUUGGCGAUUUAAAUUGUGUUUUGGCUAGUCUGUAUUACAAUUUGUUUUGUGCAAUAACUUUUUGGAAAUGUGUUAAACUUAAUACGAGAUAGCAACUUGACAAGAAUGUGUAAAUUAUCUAUUUAUUAUUGAUUUGUAUUCAUGUUUGGAACCUAGAUUAACAAUGCACUAAAGUCAUAAUUAAAAAUGACUUAAAAACAUGUUUUUUAAAUAAUAAUGAAUAAAUACGAGAGCUCUGUGAUUAGUUAAUGACACUAUAACUCGAAGCAUAACUUUUGUAAACCGUAUUCAUGAUGUAAAAAAAAUGGAAUCCGAAUUUUGCUAUUUAGGUAAUAAAGUUUAGUUUUGGUUGUGGUUAUUUGUUUAUGUAAAAUAUUAUUUUAUAUUAAUAUGGAUAAGGCUGCUGCUGUGGUUUAAUUUUCGACCUUACCUAACGGUAAUAAAGUAUAUAUAACUAUUUGUUGAUAAGUUUGCAAAAGUUAUGCUUCUUAGCAAUCUAAUCGUUAUUAGAAUAGUUGGGUACUUGUGACUCCGGCCUAGCAUAAAUAUGUAUUUACAUUUCUUUAUAAUAUUUACAUUCCAAGUAUUGUUUUUAUUUUGUUUUAUUAUUUAUUUAAAGCCAUCAGUACUAGAAAUAUACCUAAAACGAUAGCCGUAACGUCAUUGUAUAGUCAAAUGUUUUUGUAGAGAGAAAUAAAUUAUAACAACUUAAGCUGUUUUAAAGUUCAUUUCCAUACUUGGGCUGAUAUUUAUUUUUUUGUAGUAUUUUUUCAUCACUUAUAUUUCUAAUUUGGUUAUUUUGAAGAGCUCAUUUUGGGUGGAAUAGAUCCGAAAUCCCAAGAUGGACAAAAAAAUGUACCUGUGUAAUUUUCUGUUGUGUUACUAAAAUGCCAUACGUUUUGGGUAACAUUGCGCUGAUAGGUAUUGUACAGAAUAGGCAACCUCUAUAUAUCCACCAAAUAGGGAAUAUUACGCAAAACCUCUGCGUAGAGGACGCUACUAACGCAAACUGUCAAGAAACCGCCUUGAUGUCAUAUUAUUAUUUAUUUUUAACAAAUAAUCUGUGAAAACUGGUUCAAAAAUGUCUAUGGUUUACGGUUUGUGCUAGUGCUGCCUCUGGCGGCAGGACAUUGCAGUAUUACUCCCUAUUGUGUUGAAUUCUGACGAAAAAUAAAUGCAACAAAAUAAAAAUUGUCCCAAUCGACGGCAGAUAGCAGUCGCAUGUAGUAUAGAGAAUAUAGCUUGCGCUACGACAACGAGAGGCUUCGUGUCUCUCUAUCACUCUUCCAUAUUAGUGCGACAGUGACAGUUGCAUGUUCGGUACGGAGCGUAAACGAUUGGCAUGUUGGCUACGCACCCUGAGAUACAGAAUUCGCAUAUGUUACCAAUACUAUGUUAUGAAGUUAUUUCAUUUUUUCCAUACAAACCAGUAACAUCAGCUUACAGCGACAUCUGCCGUCGAACGUGGAACUGCACCUUUAUGUAAAAUUAACAUCAAACAGCUGAAGGGACGCUCUUAUUGAAAACAAAGCAAUUUGAACCUUCUGUACAUUAGAUACAUUUCAUAUUUAAGUGGCAUUGGCAGCGCCACACCGCACCGUGUGCUCGAUACCAUUGUAAUAUGGAAUGUAACUACUUUACAGAAGGUUCAAAUUCCUUUAGUUCUAAUAAAAUGCGCCCUUUUAUUUGAUGUAAAAAGUAGUCAAAGAAUUUAAUUUCCCAUUUCGUACCUUGUCACAGUGACAAUCAAUAUGGACGCUAGGGACCUCAUACCAUUGUCACUGCGACAAGGUAUCAAAUGGUACUGAAUUAAAUUCCUUCACCGUAUAGUUGAUUGGAUAGCUCAGCUCAGGCUCACUUAAUAACUAUUAGUAAACUUCUAUAGGAUUUAUAGUAUUAAUGUUUCACAGACUUCAGUACCAGGGUCUUUUUAGUAUGUAAAUUGUAAUUAAUCGUUUCGUUUUGUAUAGAGAGCUAUAUAUACCUGUCGAUGUAAUAUAUGUUUAACAAUUUAUUAAUAAAAGUGUUUAACAAUUUUA
Messenger RNA from Cydia splendana, 8391 nucleotides. RefSeq names its product Golgi-specific brefeldin A-resistance guanine nucleotide exchange factor 1 (gene garz). Gene Ontology annotation, molecular function: guanyl-nucleotide exchange factor activity. NCBI's taxonomy places the organism in Eukaryota, Metazoa, Arthropoda, Insecta, Lepidoptera, Tortricidae. Gene Ontology annotation, biological process: regulation of ARF protein signal transduction. The coding region runs from base 256 to 6264 and encodes 2002 amino acids. The record is from RefSeq and is a predicted model, not a curated record. The transcript is spliced from 32 exons.